Molecule: messenger RNA, 1866 nt
Organism: Cyprinus carpio (common carp)
Lineage: Eukaryota; Metazoa; Chordata; Actinopteri; Cypriniformes; Cyprinidae
Product: putative protein TPRXL
Exons: 5
Coding region: 241-1338 (365 amino acids)
Source: RefSeq, a predicted model, not a curated record
GACAGAUCCCUCCCCUUGCCUCUUGUCUCUGGAUGCACACUCUCUGAACUCUCAAACGAUUUUACUUCAACCUACCUCGAUCAUCUCACCCGAGUCCUACUGGCAGCACUCAGUUGCAUCAAGAGGGCUUAGAUUCACUUCAGUGAAAAGGACUCAUGGGAGUGGAACAAAGGGCUGCUAAACAGAGGCUUCUGAGAAAUAAAGACUGAAGAACACUUUCAUUUUGUAGAGGAACCAAACAUGAAAUUGCCUCUGGGCAUCACACUUGCACUCUUCUUAAUACUUCAGGCGUUCCAGCAAGCGUCCACCCAGAUACCUGAAGAUUGGAAAAGAAAUAAUGGGACUACAGGCGAUGAAGGAAAACAACCACAUAGUGAGGAAAUAACUGCUAAACCAACAGGAAACAGUAAGGAAGACAAACAAAGCAAUGUGGAUGCACAAACUAACCCAGAAAGCAGUACAGACAGUGAAGGACAACCAUUUGGCACAUUUUAUUUUAGUGAAGGAGGAGAGCAAAAUUCCACAAAGUUGGAUCAGAUGCCUGAGCAGUCUGUCGCUGACACAGAGGAAGCUAGUUCUGACAGUCCCAUUGCUACAACACCACCUCCUAUGAUUGCAUUUAAUUCAAGUUCUGAGCUCUCAGAUACAUCAGCAGAAUCCAAUGAAACUCUGACACAGGACACAGCCACAAAUACCUCCACACCAGAGCCAGAACACACAAAUGAAUCUACUCUUAAUGACACAUAUACCAGUCCACAACCUGAGACUACCACAACAGAGAGCAGCCAUGAUGAAUCGAGUUCUGGAUAUUUGCCCUCAGAUGAUGUACCCACCAACAGCACUACUAAGAGUCCGACCACCACAACAAAAGAUGAAAGCGUCCAGAAUGGAACUACAGUGAGUCCAACUGACCCAGAAGUACACAGAACUACAACGGCAGCAGUUCGACCGACCGUCUCUGAGGAUGUCACGACUCCUGCCCUGUCAGACAGUGAGGAUACAAACCAGACCGAACCUACUGACACCAGAGAGAAUUCUGAAAGAGGUUUAUCUUCAGAUGUUACCGAAAGCAAGAAAGGGCAGGCAUGGACUCUUGUCCUAGUCAUUGGGAUUAUAGCGGGGGUCCUGGCCUUGGGAGCAUUUAUCAUCCUGAAUCAAAGAAACAAAAGAGACUUCUCACACAGAAAACUGGUGGAAGAGAUGUCACCUGAUCCAGUUCUCCGACUGGAUAACAGUGAGCCACUCGACCUGAAGUUUGAUGGAUUUGGUUACUACAAUCCAGGACUACAAGGGGACAACAUCCAGAUGACCAGCUUUCCACAGGGACAUUCAAAAUGAGAACAAAUCUGUGAUGCCAUAGACAUUUUUUUUUAUGUUGCAGCACUCAUGUGAAGACAAAAGAAUGUAAUUAAGAAAGGCAAUUUUGCAUAACUGAACAAUCAAAACUUUUUUUUUUUUUUUAAUGUUUAAUAGUGUUUUUUGUUUGAAUGUUUUAAACUCUCUGAAAGAAGAAUAUUUCUAUACUGGGCACUUUUUGUUGGAACUGCAAAGUGUUGGGUUGUAUGUCUGCUUCUAUUUAAUUGUCCAGCAAAUUGUUUAAUGUCAAUUACUGUAUCAUGUCAAAACCCAUAUAUGCAAAAUGGUGGAAAUUAUCAGCAUUGUGACACAACUUCAACAGUUUUGGUCUUGAAGAUCAAGAUUAUAUGACUGAACUGGGAGAACAUCUAUUGAACAUCUCAUUGAAUUUUCAGACACAGGCCUUUCUUCUGAGCCUAUAAUAAGAUUUUUUAGUUUACAAAAGCUUUAAACUAAAUAGAGAAUAAACAUGGCAGUAGGUUCUCAGAUUAUUAAUAAUAAAAAAAAGAU